This is a messenger RNA of Pseudophryne corroboree (corroboree frog), 1425 nucleotides long. RefSeq names its product surfactant protein C (gene SFTPC). The transcript is spliced from 5 exons. Gene Ontology annotation, biological process: respiratory gaseous exchange by respiratory system. The record is from RefSeq and is a predicted model, not a curated record. Gene Ontology annotation, cellular component: alveolar lamellar body; extracellular region. Bases 36 to 572 code for a protein of 178 amino acids. NCBI's taxonomy places the organism in Eukaryota, Metazoa, Chordata, Amphibia, Anura, Myobatrachidae.
AUACUGCAUGCUGAUAUCAGAGAGAACUCACAGCCAUGGACCAGAGCAAGAGUGUGCUGCUGGACACCCCACCUGUGUACUCAGAGCUGCUGCCUCUCCCCCGUAUCCCAUGUCUUGGCGGUGGUCUUAAGAAGCUUCUGUGCGUGGUACUGGUGGUGGUGGUACUGGUUGUGGUUCUCCUUGGGGUGCUCUUGAUGGGACUGCAUUUGAGCCAGAAACACACGGAGACGAUUUUCCAGAUGUCCCUGCAUGACAGAGAAGAUACUGGGCUGCGAGCUGGUGGGGUUGCGACCUUUCACCUGGACACAGGCAUCAAUACUUCAGCCAGUGUUGUCUAUGACUACAGCAAGCUGCUGAUCUGCAUGCGCCCACGUCCCGGACACGCGUGUUACAUCACACAUAUGGAACCAGAACGCAUACAAAGUCUUCAGAGUAUUGCAGAAAAUGUGCUGAGCAAGGUUGGAUCUGAGGCUGCCAGACAGAGUGACCCCCUUAAGCUGGUGAGCGACCCUUCUCUGCUGGGCAUUACCAUCCGUGUGCUGUGCGGGGAUCUGCCUGUGUACUGGACUUAAUGGACUCUCCCGUUGCUGUCACACAGGCAUCCAGUGUAAAGUUUGACCAUGAUAUGUGUCCUACGUACAGUACUCCUCUACCUGCCCUUCCCAGACACUGCCAUACUAUGUAACCUACAUGUACAGCCUCUAUACCUGGCAUGCCAACAUAUCGUCAUACCAUGUUAUCUACAUAUUUGGGCACACUCUGCCAGCAUUCUACCUGUUAUUUCCAGGUACUAAACGACUGCUGACGAAGCCUAGAACACACAUAUACUGUAAAUGCAAGGCCAGCCAUUUGUACAAUCAUUAUGCCCAAUGUCAUUUCCCUUCUACAAUAGAUAGCCCUGUAUCUGCUAACUACACACAUACAAACAACAUAUUGUUACCACCACACAGGGAGGCUGAAAUGGGAGCAGAGGAAAACAGAGCAGGUAACUGCAUCUUGAUAAAAACCAUCUUGCUCUGCCGGUUGGGCCGAUGUAAAAUGUGCUGGGAUGUUGAGAUUGAGAGGGGGCGUGUCCAUACCACAAUCCACACCAACCAAUCCAAUGGUCACAUUUAUUAGUCUGAAUACACCGGGCUGGCAAACACUGACACCUGAUUGGUUACUACAGUACCAUUUUAUAAAUACAGCCAUUGUACUGCUGGAUCUGUCACAUCUGAUGUACAUCAUUCAACUGCCCAUCAUUUAAUUUCCUCUCACUUCUAUGUAUCCCGUCUCCUCUUUAUUCUGUUAUUGUCCCAUGAGAUUUGCUAACCUCCUCAUGCUGCAUUCAUGCCUGUACAUUUAAUGUCUUUCUCCUAAUGUCUGAAUGUUCUUAUGGAAACCUGUCAAGUUUUUUUUAAAUAAAACUUUCAGCAUUCAACAUGU